CAUCAUGGCUGCAUCUGGUGUUUGCUGCCUGUCAGUUGCUACGUGGGACCCUUUCUGUGACCAUUUUAGAGUGCAUGUGGAUGAAUCCCAGAAUGCACUUGCUUCGCUGCUUUAGCGUCUACUCCCAAGCCAUGCCUACCCUUUACAGACGGACAGUGAGACCAUCAACUCAACAACUGAUACAUUAUCCAGACUUCUUUCAGCGGAUUGAUAGCUCCAGAGUGAACGGAACUGUGUCCAUGUCCUGCUAUACGACGGAUGCUUCUGAGAAAGCCAUCCGUCAGUCCCAGUCUCUGUGUGCUGGGGAACAGGAGUAUGUUCACCAGAGGAAGAGAGUUGUUCUGGAGUCCCUCAGCAGUCUGGGAAUAAACUGUACUACAGAUUCGGUUCCCCACAUCGCUCUGUUGGCAUCAGGUGGGGGUCAGAGAGCAGCUGUGGGGCUGCUCGGUUCCCUCUAUCAGAUGGAAGAGGAACAUCUGGUGGACACGCUGCUCUACCUGGGAUCAGUUUCUGGGUCAACAUGGUCCAUGUCCUCCAUCUACAGCAACCCACAGUGGAGUAAAAGCCCUGACAGCCUGAACACAGCGGUGUCCAGGCUGUCGGGCCCUGAGGUUCCGCUGGAGGAAGCUUUGGCCUGGUUGGAUGAGAGGGCAAAGGAGGGGUACUUCUCUCUCAGUGAUGUCUGGGGGGUUUUGACCUCUGCUGGGAUCAUGAAACAGAUGGACCUACGGCAUCUUUCAGACGAGGCCAGCAGAAAAGCUACCAACCCUUACCCAGUCUACACCGCCAUAGAGAAGUACUGCUACUCAAACGGGCCCAUACAAGGGAAAUGGUUCGAGGUGACCCCGCACGAGGCUGGUUUCACAGAGUUGGGUGUCUUUGUGGAAACUUCUCUCCUGGGGAGCAAAUUUCUGAACGGAAAGCUGCUGGUGAAGGAGCCAGAGAUGGACAUGGUCGAACUACAAGGUAUUUUAGGUUCUGCGUUGGCUCUAGACCAGACGAUCAAAGACCUCAUCCCUCCCUGGCUGAAUGUGUCUGGACAGAUAGACCGUGCUGCUGAAGACUACCUGCGUGUGUACAAUGCUCUUGAUAAACUUGUAGGCCUGACCAGAAGCACCACAAUGAAGGAUCCUACCGCUCUGUCUCACCUGGACAAGUUGCAGAAAAAACUAGAAGACAUGCUAAAUCAUGAUAAGUCAGUGUGGCUGGAGUCCAAGAGUUCGGGGGAAAGAAAAAGUAGUUUUGGCAAGUGGAGUCUGGAGCUGAUGGCGGCGGUACAGACCUGGAGCCAGAGUCUGGAGGACGGAGCUUUCAAAACAAAUGUCUCUCUGCUUAAUAAGCACGUACUACCCAUGAUUAGGAAAUGGGAGUGGGGAACUACCGGGAACUACCUCUACCAAUACCAAGAUUCCACAGUUCCACCUUACCUCCGCUCUACAGAGACAUUACACCUGAUAGACGCCGGGCUGCUGAUUAACGUACCCUACCCUUCAUUCCUGGGAGAAAAGAGAGAUAUCGACCUCCUCAUUGCACUGGAGUACAGCGCCGGAAACAUGUUUGAGACUCUGACUCUUGCCAGAGACUAUGCAGCAGAGGUGAAGAAGCCUUUCCCAGAGAUAGACGCCAAAAUCCUGAAGGAGAGAGACUGGCCAAAGGGCUGCUACGUGUUGGAGGGAAAAGGGAAGGAGCCCACCAUUGUUUACAUGCCGCUCUUCAACAGAGACAACUGCAAAGAUGCAGCGGCGUUCAAAGCAAAGAUGGAGGAGUUCUCCACCUUCCAGCGUCCCUACAGCCAGAAGAAGAUUAAGUUUGAGUUGGAGACGGCGAAAGCCAACAUAAAGACCAACAAGGAAACUCUGCUGCGGGAGAUCAAGAAGGCUGUUCUCCGCCGACACAACAAGAUAUAGGGUGGGGGCACCAUCAGGGUAGGACCAAGGGUAUAAUCAUGAACGAAAUAACGAAACUUAGGUGGGAAAAACAUUGUCGUUAACUGAAAUAAAAAUAAAAACGAGGCAUUACAAAAAAGAUUACGAAUGUAGAAUAAUGUUACUAGUUGCACUUAAAUAUAAUAAGAAUGUAAAAAGUUUCCAUAAGAGACAAAGUGUGUUUUGGUGUAUGCUUAUUGCACGGAGUUGUGUGCUGUUAGAGACGGUGGUUCCCUGAAUAUAGGAAACUCAAAACAUAAUACAGUGGCCCCCACCCUGGCGGGUGUUGUGUUAAGAUGGCAGUCCCAGUGAGGAAGAAGAGGGGGCCCAAGAAGGAAAGGAUAAGAAAUGAGGGAAAGGUUAGAUCGGGGCUGACAUGGUCUGACAGUCUAGAGAUACGUGGACCGGCUCUGGCUUUUUGUCUGUUGCUAGGGAAACUUAGUCUCUGCAUGCUUUGUGAUCCCACUGAUCUGUGUAUUGUAACUCUGAUGCUUGACUGAUUAAACAAAUGUAUUUGCCUUUA
Messenger RNA from Perca flavescens (yellow perch), 2448 nucleotides. RefSeq names its product cytosolic phospholipase A2 gamma. The record is from RefSeq and is a predicted model, not a curated record. The transcript has 15 exons. Gene Ontology annotation, biological process: glycerophospholipid catabolic process. Gene Ontology annotation, molecular function: calcium-dependent phospholipid binding; calcium ion binding. Lineage: Eukaryota; Metazoa; Chordata; Actinopteri; Perciformes; Percidae. Bases 75 to 1907 code for a protein of 610 amino acids. Gene Ontology annotation, cellular component: nuclear envelope; nucleoplasm; cytosol.